AUGCCGGCAUCUGUAGCAGUUCCGUCAGCGUUCAGUCUUGCACUCGAGAAUUAUAUUCAGUCCAGGCCGAAAAAGAGCAAAACACCCCAAUUUCUACAAAAGCUACAACAGCAGCAGCAGCAGCAACAAGUAGUGAUCGAUGCGAAUACCAUCUCGCAGGAUUUGAUUCAGUUGCAACGCGAUGCGACAGACAGCAAAGCCGCGAGCAUAGCUCGCAAAACCCUGAAGCCAGUGGUUUCUAUCCUCUCUACGUAUUCUGGCAUUGUUGAUACCUUAAUACAAGUGGACCCCAUGCCAACAGCUAUACUAUGGGGUUGUUUGAGGGCGGUUAUCGAUACCUCGAAGCGAUUUCUCGAUCUCUACGACAAGAUUGCUGAUCAACUUGAGCGGCUGGGCACUCAUCUUGAUAUUCUCACCGAGUAUGAAUGGCUGUUCCCGGAUUCAUCUACGAUGCAGAAACUUCUGCAAAAGUCGUACAUCGAUAUUAUUCGCUUUUGGGUACGGGUUGAGAAGGAAUGCAGCCGCUGCGUCGCUAAUCGACUGACUCGCGCGGUGGCUCCAUUCAGCACGACCAAACUCGAUGGGAUCAUUUCGAAAAUUGGCGAGAGUGCCGAUGCAAUGACGCGGGUCAUUCCAGUCGUGCAGGAACGGCUUCGAAGACGAGAAGCAGAAGAUGUUGCCAAGGAGCGUGAAUUGGCUGGCCUUGCAAGGGAAGAACAGGCCGACUUCAUCCAGCGGUAUGAAGCAAGAUACGCAGAGAAGCUGAAAGAACUUGAAAAGGAACAGAAACGGCAGAGGCAGAGAGAUGUGCAGAACUGGAUCCGUGCAGGAGAACCACCUCUCAACGUGAGUAAUUUCCGCCAUCACGAUGAAAAAUGUGGCGAGCGAAGCCCCAGCACAUGCCAGUGGCUCUUUGAAGACGGCAUCGUAAAGAAAUGGGUCAACAGUCAGAGUUCAGCUUCUCAGCUGUGGGUGAAAGGGGCCCCUGGCGUUGGAAAAUCCGUCUUGACGGCGUAUGCGAUUGAGAAGAUUCCCGAGAUCUGCAAUGACAAGCCAGCUGUCGUUUACCAGUAUUUUACGUUCGACGAGGAAUUCCCGACUCUUUUGGUAUAUCGAAGUCUUGCAGAGCAACUCAUUAAUCAACUGGGGAAAGUCGCGGAUAUGCCGGAGGAUAUACACGCAUUCACUCAGCGCGGCGCUACACCUUCUAAAGCUGGGGAUGUCAAGACGGUGAUUAGUAUGCUGGUGAAUAAGCUUCCCGUGUCAUAUGUUUUUCUUGAUGGUCUAGACGAGGAGUGUACGCAAGAGUCAAGGAGGAAGCAUCUGGAUGAUAUACUGGACUUCUUCCAGGACCUUGCCAACAAAACACCCAGCCGACUUCGCCUGUGGUGUUGCUCACAGACUCAUACCUGUCUUGACAACCGGUUCGAAAGCCAACCGUCGAUUGAGGUCACAAAGAGUCUCAACAGUCAAGAUAUAGAGACGUAUUUGGCGCGCAAGAUCACAGUCUUGAACCGAUUGCCUCUUGAUACGGGAUACAAAAACCUAAUUCUUAAGGAUCUCCGCGAGAAGUCAGAUGGAUGCUUUUUAUGGGCUUCUUUGAUGUUACAUUCCAUGUCAAAAGCUGCAACACUGAAUAUGGUGCAAGAGCUUAUUGAGGACGGCCUACCCGGUGACUAUGAAAAGUAUUACCGCCGAAAGAUGGAGGAUGUUGACCCCUCGCUUCGAGGGUUUGUCGCAGUCCUUCUUGCUUGCAUUGUCCAUGCAAGGCGACCGUUACGUCUCGACGAGCUCUGUGAAUGUACGGCUAUGGCCAAGGGACCAGCAGGGCACGACAUUGAUAGAAACGAAAAGCUCGUGAAGGAUAUGGUUCUGGAACUAUGUCAGCCCCUUGUCAGAAUCCACGAGAUCCAAGAACCAGAUGGAGGAAAGGUCAAUGUUUGCACUCUGACACAUGGUUCUGUGAAAGCGUUUCUGUUGAGAAAUGCUCAGAUCUUGGAGCAGGAUAAUGCUUGUGCUCUCACAAACGAUGUCAUGGCAGAUAUAUGUCUGAAAUAUUUACUACAGCCUCGAUAUCAACAGCUAUUGACCAAGAAAAACGAUACAUUUGUUGACCUUCAUGACGACGACAUUAUGGAGCACCAUCUACUCCCCUAUGCGGCUAAGUACUGGGAUAAACAUCUUGACGAUGUGGAGUUUUCUUCAGAGUUCAACCAAAAGGUCACACAGCUCGUUACCAGUUCUCAAUUUUUCACGUUGUUGCAAAUCCAGAGUUUGCUUGUAGAAGGCCAGUUUCGAUUUUGGUAUAACUCUUUCCGCCCCUGGGCUGGAAGACAUAUCAGGCGCGUCUUCCCUCAAUGGUUUGAAGAUAAUUGUGAUGGGAACUGGAAAAGAGACUAUGCGUUAUUUGUGGGCGAAUGGGGUGAAUUACUUGACGAAGACACCAGUAUUAGGGGCGCUUACGAAGGUCAGAUCGACAGAUGCUUUUUCAGGGCGCUUGGAUCGCAUAAUUUCCUCCAUCUGGGACCGAGUCGAUAUAAAAGUUUAGCAUUCUUCUCCGAAGAUAGUGCAACAGCUGAACCACCUAUUCGUUGCUUUGAUGGCGUGGAUGAAAGGGGAGAAUUGUUAAUGCUUCUGAAGCUCGAGAAUCUCAGUAGCGAGAAACUUGAGCUGCGAUGUGAGCGCUGGUCUCUGAGUGGACAACAGCCUAAAUUUCAGGGCUUUCAGACUCUCUAUGCCUCUUCUUCGAGCUGGCCCCUUUAUGAGUACCCAUUGUCCGAAAAGAUUCCGGGGCGGCCUCGUCUAGUGUCUUUUACUACGGACUUGCAGUUUAUGCGCAUUGGAUCACAGGUGUUUUCCAAGGGAGAAGACGACGAAUACAUUCCUCUGGCCGCAAUCGGUUCGGGAAACGAGUAUUUUGAGGAGAUGGCUAGCAACGGUCACUUUAUUGCGAUAUCAGCAAGACGUCUGAUGUCAAGAGCUGAUAUAAGAAACCUAGAUGAGGCCGACGGUAGCAAAGAGGCGGUUCUUGAUUACGCAGAAAUCAUGAAUAAAGCGGAAGAACUCGCGAUACAGGCGUUGGAUCAAAUCACAGCUUCUGCAUCCUCGGAGAGCAGCCAACCGUCAACCACUGCGACAGGAUCUAGCGACACGGACAAAGCUACUAGUGUUAGUUCUGCUACAUCUUUCAAUGUGGAAGAGCCCGAGGACUUUGUCCAUGACUCCCAGCUAGAGGAAGACAAGAUGUUAGAUGCGAAGUCGGAGACCGGGCAGACAGAUGAGUUUUUGCAUUCGUCGUCGAACUCGAUUAGUAGCAAUACGGCUUACACUUCUUGGAGCGAAGCUUCUUCGGAAUUGAUGUCCGAUGAAAUGGAAGACGAGGACCAAUGGAACGAUCAGCCGCUGACGCUCGAAGAACUCGAGCUUGAGAGGCGAGAAGGAUCUUUAAGUGGUGACUCUGAAGGCGACGAUGAUGGGGAGAAUGCUAAUAUUCUGCUACUGGAUGCUGAAAUUAGAAGCUCCUUCUCUGAUAUGGAUGAUGACGAAGAUCCGAACAAGCGAGAUGACCUCAAAGAGAUGUACUCGGAGGCUGAUGAAAGUUCUGGCGUGGAAAGCCACUAUUCUUCUAGCAACUACAGCUUUUCCGAUAGCAACGAUGGCUCCGAGAACGAAGAUGGCGCUCUGUUUGAGGAGAUGAUGGUCAAUAACAAGACAACCAAGGCUGACGGGACUAGACGAGUUACCCUCAGGAUAUACGAUUCGGCCAAGCUCAACCAUCAAGAUCCCGUGUUCCACUACAGCUGCUACAUCAAGGCCCGUUUGUUUGACUCGCCGCCGGCAUUUCACCCAUCGAAACCACUCUUGGUCUGGCCAUUAGGUGACGGGGAGAUUUUGUUUGCGAACUACGAGACCAAAACGUACUAUACGCGAGAGUUGUGCCGCUCACAAUCUCGUAGCUGCCACGUAUCUAUCAAGGCACAUUUCUCACGCGAUGGCCAGUAUCUGCAUUUCGCCGCCUUGGAAGCCUCCGAAGCAGUCAAGGAAGAGGGAAGUCAACCGCAUAAAGUGCUAUUGCGUCUCCAGCUUUCAACCCAUAGGCUAUCAAUACAGAAGACAGCAAGAAGUCCGCCUCGAUUGGUAUUCCGCACGACCGUCAACCUCGGCAGUGUCUCCAAAAUCCCCGUGUCCAAUCUUCCUUACUCUCUGACCUGGACAGACACGGAGCUUUUCUUUACCAUUCGCGGUAGAAAGCUUGAUGUGAUUCGAAUUCCCCUCUUUCGCUCUCCUGUCGGCAAAAGUUCAGAAGAAGUCGUCUACUACCUCAAGGAUCCGAUCUUCCUUCCACGUUCAGCAGAUGUACGAAACACGUACCUCUUUCCUGAUCUGAGCCCUGCUACUAUCACUACUCAAAGCACGAGUAAGAAAAAGGAUAGGAAGACAACUUUGAUCCUCGGGUCAUACUGCAGUCUUCCCAACCAAGACUUUUCGGUUCCUAGAAGUAUGAGUUUGCCUCCAAUGGCUGUGUAUCUACGGGAAAAUAAUGAUUUGGAAUGGACCCGGUGCACGACAAGAUACAAUGAGACCUGUACUACGCCGAAGCAGCCAGUGAACAACGCAUGCGGGAGGCUCAAGGGGAAGUUUGAAUCUUUCGAUCUCAAGGAAGACUGUGACAUUGUGCCUUACCUGUCUUAG
Molecule: messenger RNA, 4692 nt
Organism: Talaromyces atroroseus
Lineage: Eukaryota; Fungi; Ascomycota; Eurotiomycetes; Eurotiales; Trichocomaceae
Exons: 4
Coding region: 1-4692 (1563 amino acids)
Source: RefSeq, a predicted model, not a curated record